AUGGAUAAUAAAGAAGAAGUAAUUACUACAGAUGUUAUAAUUAAUCCCGAAGAACAUAAACAAUUUGAAUCUGAACAAGCUAAUUUAUUGGCUGAACAAUUAUUAAAAGAAAUGAAUGAAGAGAAAACAAAUACUGGUGAAACUAAAAUUAAAAAAGAUGAAGUUGAUACAAUGGUUACAAAUGAUGAAAAUAUUGAUGAUGCAAUUAUUGAAGAAAAUAAAUUAAAUACUCGGUCAACUAGAUUAAACAGUGGCAAAAUUAGUAAAGUUGACUAUAAAUUUGAAAAUAAAACAGCUAGUUCAAAUUCGAAAUCAAAAUCAGUUGGUAAAAAAGUUUCAAAACCAGUAGUUAAAAAGGUCUUAAAACGAAAAGUUUCAACUAAAUCUACUGGUCCAGUUAAAACCAAAAGAGGUAGAGUUGUCAAACCAAUUAACCGAUUAAUUAGCUCAUGA
This is a messenger RNA of Insectozyma verbasci, 453 nucleotides long. NCBI's taxonomy places the organism in Eukaryota, Fungi, Ascomycota, Pichiomycetes, Serinales, Debaryomycetaceae. The record is from the annotation of a GenBank genome assembly.